CAGAGGACAAAGGAAAUCUCUCUAUUUUGGAUCACAGCAACACCAAGAUGCAGUCCCUCAAAGAUCACGAUACUCUCAUUCCUCGGCCUCGUGGGACUUUGCCUAAGGUGUGUGCUGCGGCACUGGCUGCCGUGACAAUAGGAGGCACAGUGGUUCUGUCUCCUGAAAGGUUAUUUGGAUGGGUUGCCAUGGUAAUACUCAUCCUGACCCUUGGACCUCUGCUGCACGGCCUAUGUCUUCUCGCAGAGGAGAUGAUUUACCAUUCAAAUACGAGGUAUCGAGGCAGAGGACUGCUGAGCCAUGUGCUGCCAGCCUGUGGGUUGGGGGGAAAGACCCUGCUGGCUGCGGGUCUGGCAGGCAUUCUGCUCUACCUGGCCGGACAUCCUCUGCCACACAAAGGCCAAUGCUGGAAACUCCUCUUCCUGGCCUCGGUCCUUUACGCGCUGUUCAAAAGCCUGGGAGUCUUGGGUCCGUCGGAGGUGGAGGUGUCAGACAUCUGCGAGGGGAGGAAGAUGAACGUGGCCCACGGCCUGGCCUGGUCCUUCUACCUUGGCUACCUGCGACUGGUGCUGCCGCGUUUGGAGGGCUCCAUCGCAGCAUUUCGUGCCACCCAUCAGGCCAGCAGCUCCUCCUGGGGUCGUGGCUCCAGGAAACUCCUCAUCCUUGUACCUCUCAAUGCCAACAUUUCUCACAAGCUGGAGGAAGAGGAUGACAACAUCUGUUUCUAUGACAACCUCCCCAACAGUGAGAUAGACAGGGCAGGAGUCCGGGGGCGGGUCUACAAACACAGCGUCUACAGUGUAUUGGACGAGCAUGGAAAGGCCCAUGAGUGUGUGGUGGAGUAUGCGACGCCUCUGCUGACGCUGUACAGCAUGUCCCAGGAGAGCAGCGCUGGUUUCGGGGAGCCGGAGCGCAGACAGCAGGUCCUGCUCUUCUACAGGACGCUGCAGGACAUACUGGAGCACUCGCUGGAGUGCCGCAACCGCUACAAACUCAUCCUGCUUAAUGAUGAGCAUGAGGACGACCCUCACUUCCUGUCCAAAGCUAUCCUACGCCACCUGCAGCAGCAGGAGAAAGAGGAGUUCUGCCUCACCCCGCCUCCUCACCAGGAGAUGGCGCACCCGUUGGCGAAUGGUGACUGGCACCACCCUGAGCAAAUGAGCAGGGAGCCUACGCUCAUGUUCAGCCUGGAGAAACCUCAGCCUCUGAGGGACCCUGUCGAGAACACUUAUCAAUGAACAAUUGUUAGGGACAUUAUGAUACAUACUUCCCCUCUUGUUAUUAUUGAACUGUUUGCAUAGAAUAAUAUUAUUAUGAAUGUGUUAACCAAGAUAACAUGGGAGCCAUUGCGUGUCCUUGUCUGAGCACGGUGUGUUCCUGAGGGCAUACGUGCCCUCCCAGACCAGAUAGGGGAGACGUCAUCGACUCUGACAAGAUAACAAUUUACGACAUCUUCUCUGUAUCACGAUUUAUUACAUUUAUUAUAAAAAGCAGCUGUAGAGAGCUUUUCGUUAGGUCAUUGUCUGUACUGUUUUGUAGUGCGGAGAAGGCCUCCUUGUUGGGUUCUCAAGUAAAAAUGAACUUUGAUAUAU
Molecule: messenger RNA, 1592 nt
Organism: Perca fluviatilis (European perch)
Lineage: Eukaryota; Metazoa; Chordata; Actinopteri; Perciformes; Percidae
Gene: sting1
Product: stimulator of interferon response cGAMP interactor 1
Exons: 7
Coding region: 48-1238 (396 amino acids)
Biological process (GO): activation of innate immune response; innate immune response; positive regulation of macroautophagy
Cellular component (GO): endoplasmic reticulum membrane; autophagosome
Molecular function (GO): 2',3'-cyclic GMP-AMP binding; cyclic-di-GMP binding
Source: RefSeq, a predicted model, not a curated record